AUGACCAAUUUGGUUAACCUACAUAAAUAUUUCCCUAAUGAAAUUGGGGAAGUUCCGGAACAAGAUGUUGCACGUUGGACUAAAUAUCCGGCAUGGCAUCCUAAAAUUAUCGAUUAUGAUCUUGAAAUAGCUGAUUCUUUAGUUUUAUUGGCAAUCGUGCUUACUAGUUGUUCAGCUUAUCUUACGUUAAAAUGGUCAUAUAAACCACCAAAAAAUAAAAAAUAUGUCACAUAUUUUUAUAAAGAUGGAAUAGCAACCCCAACGACAGGUUUUACUAUUUUAUUAUCUUAUUAUAUAUUAAUAACUGGAAUGGGUGAAAUUACUUAUUGGACAUUAGAUGUCGGUAAAUUAUGGAGUGUUACUGGUGUAUUACAUAAUGUCUUGGAAAUUGCGAUUUUAAUCUUGAUACAUAACGGAGGAAAAUUGCAAUCAAACUUGACUUUUGCUUGGUUGGGAGGGUAUAUUUUAUUGGUUACUAUAUUAAGCAUGAAAUUAACGUGGCCUUACGACGGUAUUUGGUUUAAAAUCCAAGGUCUUUGUCCAGAUUAUGCUAUAAUUAUUCAGUUUGUUCGUGUUUAUUUCUCAACGCGUAAAAAUCUUCGAGAAGCAAAUGAUGAACAGCUUCCCUUAAACAAUCAAGCUUUACCCUCUGUUUCACAAAAUAAAUUUUCUAUUGAUGAAUUUUUUCCAAAUUAUGUUUCUCAUCCGAAUCAGAUUAUAUUAUUGAUCUUAGGUUCUAUAAUUCAUUUAAUUGGUAAUAUUGCAAAUAGUAUUUGGAUACGAAGUGCCUUAGCUUAUAUUGUAACUUGGCCUCUUUAUGCUUAUUAUAUUUUUGUUGAUACUCAUUGUGCUGGUAUGUUUCAGCAAAAGCGUAUUUAUUUACCUGAAACCAGACGUUGGAAGGUUAUUUUUGUUACGAUUUUGACUAUUACGUUGAGUAUUGGUACAGUUAGAUUUGCUCUGUUUGUACAAAAUCAAGAAGCAAAUUAG
Molecule: messenger RNA, 990 nt
Organism: Funneliformis mosseae
Lineage: Eukaryota; Fungi; Glomeromycota; Glomeromycetes; Glomerales; Glomeraceae
Source: the annotation of a GenBank genome assembly